This is a messenger RNA of Endocarpon pusillum Z07020, 1056 nucleotides long. RefSeq lists its product as uncharacterized. Gene Ontology annotation, molecular function: nitronate monooxygenase activity. The coding region runs from base 1 to 1056 and encodes 351 amino acids. The record is from RefSeq and is a predicted model, not a curated record. Lineage: Eukaryota; Fungi; Ascomycota; Eurotiomycetes; Verrucariales; Verrucariaceae. The transcript has 2 exons.
AUGCCUCCACCACCACCCCUCCAUACUCCGCUAUGUGAACUUCUGGGCAUCAAAUAUCCCAUACUCUUGGCUGGAAUGGCACGAACGUCUGGUGGACCUCUCGCGGCCGCGGUCUCCAAUGCUGGCGGUAUGGGUUGCAUAGGCGGACUCGGCUAUACGCCCGCACAAUUACAAGAAAUAAUUGACGAGCUGAAAUCCAAUCUAAGCGACUCCUCUCUCCCCUUCGGCGUCGACCUCGCCCUACCCCAAGUAGGCGGCUCAGCCCGCAAAACCAACCACGACUACACGCACGGCCAACUUAACGAGCUCAUUGAAGUCACAAUCAAGAGCGGUGCAAAGCUGUUCAUCAGCGCCGUGGGUGUGCCACCUGCACGGACAAUCAAACGACUUCACGAAGCGGGCAUACUGAUCAUGAACAUGGUUGGUGCGCCGAGGCAUGCGGAGAAGGCUCUUGAUGCAGGCGUGGAUAUCGUCUGCGCGCAGGGUGGUGAGGGCGGUGGCCAUACAGGGGAUAUCGCGAAUAGUAUCUUGAUUCCGACAGUGGUUGAUGUGGCACGGAAAUACAACAGCCCGUUAACCGGGAGACCAGCUAUGGUAGUGGCAGCGGGUGGGAUUAAUGAUGGUAGAAGUUUGGCCAGUAGUCUGAUGCAAGGCGCGGUUGGCGUCUGGGUGGGUACAAGAUUUGUUGCUGCAGAGGAGAGUGGGGCUCCCAGGUUGCAUAAAGAAUCAGUUGUAGACGCCGAUUUCAGCGACACAAUACGGACGCUAGUGGUAUCUGGGCGGCCGUUGAGGGUGAGGAUGAACGACUAUAUCAAGGGCUGGGAGGAGCAACCAGAAAAGAUCAAGGAGUUGACAGACAGGGGUGUCGUGCCCAUGAUGAAGGAUAUGGAAGACGGGAAGGAUGUUGACAUUCCAUUUCUGAUGGGUCAGGUGGCGGCCAUCAUCAAGGACAUCAAGCCCGCCAGAGUCAUUGUAGAGGAUAUGGUUAGGGAGGCGGUUGCGAUGAUCAAGCUAGGCCAGACUUAUAUCGCGCCAGGGGCGAGGAGUAUGCUCUGA